AGAGAGAGAGCUGAGCUGCAGUUCACACUCACACUGGUCAGAAGCAUUAGGAUACAGACGCUCUUCACAUGGACCUGUGACUUCUUACCAUGCAACAACACCAGGAAACUUCUGAUUGGCUGUCAGCAUGCAUGACAGUGUAUUUGCAUGAUGAGGAAGGCAGAGCACUAUAAAAACAGAACAGGCAUAUUUAUCCUCAGUUGCUAGGCUUCGACUCAUUGGAGUGACUUUCCUCCUGUGAUAAAAAAAUGGGUAAACUCGGUAAGAAAGUCAUACGGCUCGUAGAAGGUCACCCUGAAGGAAUCCCGGUGUCGAAGCUGGCUGUGUUCUACAAUCAAAAGUAUCAUCAUAACUUGACUGUGUCAGAUGUUGGCUUCUCAAGCAUUGCAGAUUUCAUUGCUUCUCUGACUGAGCAUCUGGUGGUAAAGAAUGGGACAGUUUUCCACAGGAAGCACAUACAAGGACCUCAGACUCAGACCUCUGGAGAGGAAGUGGAAGUAGCUAAAAGCUACCCAGAAGACAAAGACAAAAUAUCACAGGAAGUUGUGGAAUUGGUUCAGGAGCACCCAGAAGGCAUCCCUCUCAAGAAGUUAGCUGUUUUCUACAGUUUUCGCUACAAGCGAAACCUGAUUGUUGCAAACCUAGGUUUUGCUUCAGUCGCCAGUUUUGUUGAUUCUCUGUCAAAGGAUUUGCUGGUGGAAAACGAGAGCAUUUUUCACAAGAUGCACAGGGUUACUCGUGAACCACCAGCAGCACCACUAAAUGAAACCCCUCCUGCAAUGAUGACCAGCACUGCAACAUCCGUUGGUGCUGUGGCAAUGCGAAAGGAAGGUGAGAUGACGCAAGAAGAGCUGCUUGAGAAGGUUAAAGAGGUUAUCAAAGUCUUCCCAGCUUCUGCAACAUCCAUUGAACAGCUGAUGAAUGGCUACUUCCUACAUUUUGGGUCUAUAUUGCCUCUGAGGCAGUAUAUGUCGCUCUAUGACAAGCAGACCAACACACAACAGACAACACUUGGCCAAGCACAAGUUACCGCAGAACAGAAGACAGUAUCCCCUGCAACAUCAGUAAAGGUGCUCGCUACACCUGCCGGAAGCCCUCAGCAUGUUCCAGUGAGACACAGGGUGACUGAAAAUGAGUUGCGUUCCAAGAGUGGCUCUCCUGUCUGGCAGCUCAGUGCUACUUCACCUGCUGCAGAUUCCAAUCUCAGCUCAUUGAUGGACUUCCCACCUCUCAGUACCAGACCUUCCAGAGCUGAAGAGAGAAGAAUAAGAGAUGGCCAGGAAGGAAGCAGCCUGGUGUUCCGUGAAGCCCACCAUGCUCAACUGAGGGAGGUGCAUGGCGCUAACGUUCGUGCCACAGAGGCGUUGGUGGUGGCAAGCGAGAAGAAAGAAUCUGUGGAUAGGUACAAGAAAAGACCGAGUUUAGAUGAUCUGAACAGCCUCGUUGAAGACGCCAUCCGAGACAUCUCCACAGAGGGGGAACACGUUACAGUGGAGAGGGUAAUAGGCAAGGUGUGCAUGCUUAUGCAAGUGCCGUCUUUGAGUGCACUGGGAAUCAGAUCUUAUUGGCAGCUGCCUGCUUUAAAGGAGCUUGAGCGCACCGUUAAAGAGCUCAAUCUCUUCAUUCAGUCGAUAGAGGCGAUCUGUUCCAUGUGCACCCUCUAUGAGCUGGGUCAAGCUUUUGCCAGCAUCAAGAACAAGAAGCGAUUUGAGGAGCUCCACCUGGGCCCUCUUUGUAAAAUCCCACUUAUUCAUCGGCUCUUUAAAAUAGACAGCAUCACCAAAGAUGAUGAUAUACGCCAGAUCGAGACAGUGGAUCUUCUCCGGAACCUUCGUAACUUCAGAAGAAAGCAAAACAAGUCUAAGGUAGACCUCGCCGAGUUUAUGCAGUACCUCGCAGACCAGUACAGCUGUGAUUCGCCGUAUGCACUUGGAAUCCGGAUCCAGAGUGUUGGGCUGCCCAUCUCGACAUUGUCCAAGGCAUACGGGUGUGAGAGUGGUUGCAUGGAGAGAGCCAGAGAGACCAUUCAGAAGGAGAUCGAGGAGGAGGUGGAAAACAGGCUGUGGAAGAUUAAAAAGAGUUUACUAGAGCCCGCCCAGGGCAUGCCGCUUUACUCUUCCUCUGGCAGCCUGGAGCUCAGGAAGAAAUAUGCCGGCAUGACUGCCGCUGAGGCCGUCCUCGAGAUCUUCACCAACUCUUCAGGCGUCUUUAAUCCAAGGAUGACCAAGCGAGUUCAGGACUUCCUCAUGUGCGUAUCGGGAGACAGGCUGGCUCGGACCUUGUUUCACCUGGCUAUAUGCGGCGGCUCGCUGGCCAUCCCAAACGACCUAGCUCCAAAAGAGAAAUCCCAAAAACAAGCCUCGGAACUUAAAGCAUUUGGGAAGAAAUCUACUGAGAUGCCCCCCACUGAAGAUGCUGUGAAGCAAUACUUCAAAGACUGUGUUUCCAGCGUCAUGGGCACGGUGACUCUGCCAUAUCUCGGCCGGCUGGAGAAAAAAAUGGCUGACCAUUUUAAGUUCAAGGAGUUUGGCCAGCUACAUCAGGGCUCCUUCCUUGAAUUCCUGGUCAAAAAUAUGCAGAUUCUGCAGGACGCUGCAGGAGGCGCUGUGGCUAUUGGCAACCACGAUACUCAAGCUUCUGGUUUCAGACCCAACAAGCAAGAUGUGUACGAGUUUAUUAAGCAAUGUGGAGAAAUAGAUCCUUCACGGCUGCCAUUUAUUGAGGCUGCACUCAGGAGUCACUACAGGGUUCAGGACAGUCGAGAGCUGGGCUACGGAAAACUUCACACGCUGGCAGACUUUGCCAAACGCCAGAAGGAGCUGUGUGACGGGGCCUCUUCCAGUGUCAUACGCUAUGAAUGCCCUCUUAUCCCUAAAGAGCCAGAGGACAUGGAGACAGUUGGCUUGCUGGGGCACGUGAGCCAGAAGCAGGCAGUGGCGAGUCUCCUGUCUGCUCCAUUGCUGGAAGAUUUGGCUGAAUGGAGCCAGUGGGAGCUGGUGUUUCAACCCAAUCAUGGACCUCUCAAACACUUCAUUGACAAACAUUGCAGUAACACAGACCUGCUGGCUUUGGAGGUGUCUCCUGGAGUGCUGUUGAGGAUCACAUCUAUCACAGGCGCUCAAUUAUUCGCUAAAGCCACCCAAGACCUCGACCCUGCAGCAUCUGCCGGUCACCUGGUGUCCAUUGUGGUAGCUGAUGGGAUUUUAAACACACCCACAGCACUGCUGGCCAAUCACAUGCAGAGCACGCUAGCAGCAGAAGCUGCCCAAGAAGAUCCAUCCCUCAGCGAAGAUGGACGCUCUUUCAACAUCGUUGCCAAGUUUGUGCUUGAGUGUGUAAUCCGGAUGCCUACGAGAAUCUGCAGAGAGCUGCUGCAACAGGUGUUUUUGGAGCCUCUCUCGAGAGUGCUUGGCCAGGCCAAGUCUAAAUCCGUCCUCCUGGAAGCAGCCAAAUCAGAGACAAGAUACCUUAACAAGCUCCAUCAGUUGGGCAUCCUACUGGGCAUCACUGAGUGGGUGAAGGACUUCCACACCAAACUCAUCUUACCCCCAACACCUGAGCUGGCCUUACAGGACCUGCCGGCUGACUCCAUGAGCGACGUGUCCUCUGUGAUAAGUCUGGCUGACGGUGAGGAUUUGUUCGAAGAGUCCGUUUCCAGUUCCAAAGCCUCUCAGCAGGAUAUUAAUGACAGCUCUAGGAACGGUGUCGAGAAUGAUGUUGAGGAUGAUGGAGAUGAUGAAGAUCUCUUUGAACUGGCAUCAGAGAAGAGCGAGGAGGUUAACAGCAGUAUUGGCAGUAAAGAGGAGAAUGAUGAGGAUGACAGGAUGGAAGAGUCUCCUGAAGCACCACAGGCAGAUGAGAACGAGCCCGUUAGUGAGGAGCUUAGCCAGCAGAGGGCCAUUGUCGAGGACAUCAGGAAAAAUGAGUUUGGUAUAGGAGUAGAGCUGAACGAAGCGGGUCAGAACCUGAUGAAGAAGCAGCAGGCGAGGCUCGGCCGCAGUCUUGAGCGCCUCUCCACUGAACUGUACAGCAAAGACACACACUUUGUCCUGGAGCUCAUUCAGAAUGCUGACGAUAACAGCUACCCACCAGAUCAAAAGGAGAAGCCUGCUUUGGCCUUUGUAGUCCAGAAAGAUUGCAUCACUAUCCUGAACAACGAGAGCGGCUUUGAGGAGAAGAAUGUGCGAGCUAUCUGCGACGUGGGAAAGAGCACCAAGGGAAAACACACCUGUGGCUACAUAGGGCAGAAAGGCAUUGGCUUUAAAUCAGUUUUUAAAGUCACAGACUGUCCUGAAAUCCACUCCAACGACUUCCACAUCCAAUUUGACAAGGCCAGUGGCCCCAUGGGAUACAUCCUGCCUCACUGGGUGGAUGAGGAAAGGCCUGUGCCCUCUGUUGCCAAGGAGAUAGCAGAGAAAAGCUGGACAACAAAGAUCUUCUUGCCCCUUCGGUCAGAGAGCUACCAGACCAAAAACCUUUUCCAUGACGUCCACACAUCUCUUCUGCUCUUCCUCCACCGUCUCCGCUCCAUCACCAUCCACAGUGAGGCUGAGAAAAGAGUGGUGUCCAUGACGAGACGAGAUCUCAGUCACAACAUCCUGGAGGUGGAGCACGCGGAUGGUGUGGAGCGCUGGCUGGUCGUCAAGAAGAUGCUCCACCCUAAGAAGAUUAAGGUGGAUGUGGAAUCUACAGAGCUAGCACUUGCCUUCCAGCUCAGUGACGGCGAAGUAAAGGUUCAGCCUCGGCAGCAACCUGUUUUCGCCUUCCUGCCCCUACGAAGCUUCGGCUUUCGCUUCAUUGUCCAAGGAGAUUUUGACAUUCCUUCUUCUAGAGAAGAUGUUGAUAGAGACAGUUCCUGGAAUCAGUGGCUCCGGUCUGAAAUUCCCCAACUCUUCCUACAAGCCAUGGAUGUUUUUAUUAACCAUCCUGACUUUAGCGGGCUGGAGGGACUUUGCCACUUCUUGCAAUAUAUCCCCCAGCCUAGUGAAAUCCUGGACUUUUUUAGCCCUGUGGCCAAACAGAUCAUCCAGCUGCUAAAGGGGAAACCUUGCCUUCCAGCCAAGGACAGCAAGGGCAGAGUAGAGUUCAAGCUGCCUUCGCAAGUGGCUGUGUGCCAGGACCCUCUGUUUCAGGACGUGAUCGGAGGAGAGGAGCUGUUUAAGCACCUCAACCUGUCAUACCUUCACCCUGCACUGCAGUCUUCACUGUCAUCUUCUCUGCUCACUGCCCUGGGUGUCCAGCGGCUAAAGGCUUCCAACAUCACCACCGUCAUCUGUGCAAUGGCCAAAAGUCUCGUUCAAGAGGGCGAUAUCCACUCAGAAGCCAAUCUUAAAAAGCUGGCCAAAAUGCUGGCGUGUAAUUUCCGCGCUCUGGAAUCCGAGUACAACGAGGUGGACGGCCUCCUGCAGGCCCUGCGAGAUGUUCCCAUGGUACCUCUGGCAGACGGCCGUGUGGUGGCUCUCAGAGCAGAGGGUGUUUUCUUUCCUCUCAGCGAGGAUACUCACAAAGGCCUGAAUGCUCUGUACAAGGACCUGAGCAUUGUGGAGCCGCGGCUGCUUGAGUGUCUGGAUAAGUUGGGGAACUCUCAGGUGCGCGAGCUGCUCUGUAGGCUGCAGGUUCAUGAACUGGAGCCCAGAGAGGUGCUGCAGAAGCAUGUCUACCCCAUACUGAAGAGCGCUGCUUGGAAGGAAAAACCAAAGGACAUCAUUGUCAGCUACCUGGUGUUUAUCAAGGAGCAUUCUCAGGAGCAAGACUACAGAGUGCUGAGGGAAGCUAUCCCCGUACUCACCAACAGGGGCUUCCUCUGCCCCGGCCAGAGCAAAGUCCAGUUCUCUAAAGAGUACGGCAACAUCGACCUGCCCACCCAGCUGCCUGGUGUGGACUGGGUGCUGAUAGAUGCAUGCUACCUGCAUGACGGAGAUUUACCAGGAUGGAGGGAUUUCUUGAGUGAUCUUGGAGUGAGGGAUCUUCUCAUUUUCAGGAAGCAGCGGCACACCCUCAAAGAUGCAGAGCUGGCAUCAAGCCCAUGGGCAGCGGAGUCAGAGCUGUGGCCCGAAACUUCCGAUAAACUGUAUGUCGUAGAGGAUCAGCAUUGUGAAGAGCUCCACUCACUGAUAACAGCAGAUCAACUUCCCGCUAACAUCAAAGUGCAGCAAAGAGAAGUUCUAAUCAACCUGCUGGAGAACAACUGGGAGACUGGAGAGAAGUUUGCCCAGUACCUCAGGUCUCAGGUGCUAGACAGCCAGGGCCACACCCUAAAAGACGCAAAGUCCUCGUUCUACCACCACCUCACCCAACUGGCAUGGGUGCCUGCCUACAAGCCCACACAGGAUGGGAAAAAACAUGUGGAAUACUUAAUUCCAAACAGGGUGUAUCUCUUGUCUGACAAAGUAUACAGUCUGUUGGGAUCCCACGUCUGUUACGUCACACUGACACAGAGUCCAAGUGAAUUCUCCAGAGCUAUAGGGAUGAGACAUACUGUUCUGGUCGAUGAGAUAGUCAGCUACUUGAAACGCUGGUGUACGAAGGAGUGUGAUGGCGGCGAGGCAGAAGGAGCCGAUUUUACCACGACCAUACAGCAUAUCCACUCCGUGUACCGCUACUUACAAACAGAGUGCUCUAUAGCACAGCUAAGAGAUCUUUUCCAGCAAUCACCUGCUGUCUACAUAGAGUACGACAGGAAGGACGAUUGGACUUCAGGACACUUCUACCAUCUCAAGGACGUGUGCUGGCGAGAUCCCACUGAAAUGUUUGUCAGGUACAAGGAGCUGAUCCGUAAACCAGACAGCGGGGUCCAGGAACCUAAAGUGCUGGCUCCAUUUUACAGCAAAUUGCUGGAAAUGGAAGAACUAUUUAAGCAGACGUUAAACGUGAAUCGCAAUCCAUCCAUGAAGCAGUAUGUGGAUCUUUUGGGAGUUGUGUGUGAAUCUUCGCCGAUUCCCUCAGCAGAGGUGCUUCAGGAUAUCUCCAUUAUUUUUGCCAGACUGGCCGAAAAAUGUAAACAACCUACAUACUCAGAGCAAGAUCAAGACUUUGAAUUGAACCAGGGCUACUGCAACUCGCUGAAAGGGAUGGUGUCUCGUAUGAAGGUGUUUCCUACCAAGACACAGGGUUGGGUCACGCUGGACCGGAAACCUAUGAUAGCAGACAACCCAAGCCUGGAGAAAAUCUUCAAAUCUCACGGUGAAGUAUGUCUACUCAACCUGCCCUCGGCUCAAAAGAAAACAGCCAACAGACUUAAACCAAACCCAAAAGGCAAGCUGCACGAGGAGAAGCUGGCUUUCAGCGAGGGAGACCGAGAGCUGUUCCUGGAGAUCUGCGGAGUGAAGAAGCUUUCGCAGUGUGUCACCACCGAACCCCAGACAGAGAACUACAGGCCAUGUCCAGCUAUGCAGAACCUGGUGCGUGACCUCAUCCCGUACAUCCAGAGAUUCAUCUACUACCACGACGAGCUCUGCGAAAUAUACGAAGACCUGACAGAAAGCGGCAUAGCCCAGGAGAUCAAAGCACUUAGCUUCGGUCAGGUGGGAAAGCUUUAUAUUUAUUACCUUCUCGAACAGCCAGAUGAGAACCCCAUUGUAGAGAGCGAGGACAUCAUAUGUCUUCUUAAAGACAGGAAAGAGUUGUACAUUCAGAAAGACCAUCUGUCAUCUAAAAUGGCCAUCUGCAGAGAGCUGGUGAAAUUGUUCACCACCGAGAAGAGCUUUGUGGAGGAAUUGAAACACUUUCUCGAGGAACUUGUUAUGCGCAUCAAAGAUGCAGAUUCUUUGAAACGAUUACUGGAUAGUAAAGACAUCCAGGAGCUUCCCGAGGACGAAGAGCGAUGGGAGAUUCCGGCACCUCUGAAGACACCUGAACCCAUGAACCAUUUUUCAAGAAGCUCAUCCGAAACCGCGAGUGAAGUAAUGAUAAACACAGACAAGGAGGAGGAGGAGGAGAAGGAGGAGGAUGAUGAUAAGCUGCACUGCUGGCCUCCUAAAGCAUCGAUCAGCAAAACAGGACUCAGAAGCACAGGAAAAGGAAGCCAGGCAGUGGAGGCAGUAAUGAAGAUGUGGCCUCCACCAGCACCUCCAAGCUCUUCAGCCCCUCCUGUUUCUCCAGCACCUUCUGCUCAUUGGAGCUCUGGAGCUGAGCGGAGCGCUCAGGAAAAUACAGCAGGAUUCCAGAUACACAGAGAGCCAGGCGCUCCAGGUAUUCAGGGAUUUCAGGGACCCAGGUCAAGCGGAAGCAUCUCUCACACAGAAGACCAACCAGCCAAAGCUGCUGUGCUGGUGGUCAACGGUGGUGAUGUUCCUAAUGAAGCCCAAGCUGGCUCCAGUGUGGCUCCUGAAGAGCAAGCUGAGGUCAGUGUGGACAAGCCCGAGAACACGAGCACUCCAUCUUCAGCUGGAGAACAGCAACCUUCAGAACAGGUUCAAAAACCAGUCCAGCCCCCAGAAGUCAUGGCAAGCCAGUUCCAGGGAAGCGUUGUUCACCGUCCACCCAUGCCACUGGAGAGUGCAGUAUGGACCAAACCGACAGCUGGAGAAGCAGUGCUGGAGGACCUUGCCCUAGACUUCAGUUUGCCCAACUCUCUACAGGUAUUAAAUGCUUUCGAAGACAACGAGGAUAUCGGGAGAUGGGGAGAGCAGCUGGUCUACUCCUUCCUCAACCGUUGGCGAGAAAGCGGAGAAGGGCCACGAGAGAUCGCCUGGUCCAACGAAAAGGGUGAGAGCGGCCAGCCAUACGAUUUCAAACUGAUCUUCCCAAGUGGCAGUAACAGCACGCGAGAUGUGUAUGUGGAAGUCAAGACAACGAUCAAGCAGGAGAAGCACUUUAUUCACAUGUCAGCCAACGAGAUCGACUUUGCACUGAAGGAGAAGGAGAAGUAUCACAUAUACAGAGUGUACGGCGCCGGAAAUUCAAAUCUCACUCGUCUCUGUCGGAUCAAGAACCUGGCCCAGCAUCUGCAUUCCAAAACACUGGAAUUGUUUUUAUUUGUGUAAAAUUAAAAAUAGGGUCGUGAGUAGUUAAGGCAUUGGACUAUGGUUUGGAAAGUCCCAGGUUUAAACCCCAUGACCACCAAGUUGUCCCUGUUUGGCCCUUGAGCAAGGCCCUCAACUGCUCAUAUGGAUAAUGAAAUAAAAAUAUAAGUCGCUCUGGAUAAUGGUGUCUCCUAAUUGUGGUUAUAAGCUUAAUUGCAGUUAAAAUUGUUAUUAGUUGUCUAAUUUUAUUUUGCACUACUGACUUGCACUGUCUAGAUGAUUAUUAAUAUGCCUCUUUUUGUUCUGGUUUUAGUGAGAUAUUUUAUACUUCUCUGACUUGUAUUCUUCAAAGUCAAGUCCUUUAUACGUUUUCCAAUACGAAUUGCUAAUUUGUUACAUGUUUUAUUUUAGAUGUUUUGAAGUUGAAAUGUUAGUUUAU
Clarias gariepinus (North African catfish) is the source of this 9402-nucleotide messenger RNA. RefSeq lists its product as uncharacterized. The transcript has 47 exons. NCBI's taxonomy places the organism in Eukaryota, Metazoa, Chordata, Actinopteri, Siluriformes, Clariidae. The record is from RefSeq and is a predicted model, not a curated record. Bases 249 to 8984 code for a protein of 2911 amino acids.